CAGCGCCACAGCGAUAAUUAUUCUAAUUAAUAUCACUCAACAUUUUGGUGUACGAACAGUAUAAUAACUCAUUAUCGAUGGCUUGUAUGUUACAGAUCGCUGUGAUCGCCCUGGGUGCCCUGACGACAUUGACGUCGGCCGUAUACCACGAUGCCACAUCGUACGCCUAUUACCAUCCGAUAUUCCAUCACACCCAACACCACGGGCACGACUAUUACGCUCCACCCAAGUACACGUUCAAAUACGGCGUCAAAGACCCGCACACAAAGGACGACAAACAUCAGUGGGAGGAACGGGAUGGGGACGUAGUGCACGGCGGCUAUAGCCUGGUCGAGCCGGAUGGUCGUAUCCGCAAGGUAACGUAUACGGCCGACAAGCACAACGGGUUCAACGCACACGUGCACUACGAGAACCACGCUCAUCACCCGCAAGUCCAUCACCACCACAAACAUCACCCUCGUGACCAUCAUCACCGUCGUGGCGGACGUCAACUGUUUUGAGCGAUCCACUCGCGCAGGACCGCGUAACGGCACUUACCCUUCGASCAAAUUAAAGUUGACAGUUAUAAUAUUGUUAUCGUUGCCCAAUAAUAUGUUAUUACAUAAUUAUAUGGAAUGUUGUUAUUG
Molecule: messenger RNA, 626 nt
Organism: Diuraphis noxia (Russian wheat aphid)
Lineage: Eukaryota; Metazoa; Arthropoda; Insecta; Hemiptera; Aphididae
Product: cuticle protein 19-like
Cellular component (GO): extracellular matrix
Source: RefSeq, a predicted model, not a curated record